Nelumbo nucifera (sacred lotus) is the source of this 3118-nucleotide messenger RNA. It is a transcript of the gene REME1, whose product is annotated as Pentatricopeptide repeat (PPR) superfamily protein. Gene Ontology annotation, biological process: RNA modification. Gene Ontology annotation, molecular function: zinc ion binding; RNA binding; protein binding. NCBI's taxonomy places the organism in Eukaryota, Viridiplantae, Streptophyta, Magnoliopsida, Proteales, Nelumbonaceae. The record is from RefSeq and is a predicted model, not a curated record.
GCACCCUGAUUGGUUGUGGUUGGAGUUCUUGGGGUGGACGUCAGGAUACAACCGCUAUUGAUCUCAAAAGAAGACGAUUGCAUAAGCCAAUCUCGUGUGAAAAACACCGUUACCCAGUUUGGGGCAUUAAGAAACGUGACACACAGGUGUUCCAUCGAAGGCAAAGCUUACCAACUAGAGCGAAUAGGCACUUCUAGUGGAGCAGAUUAAGAAGUAAUCACUUUCACUUCCACUUCAGUGAUUGAAAAACCUCCUACCUAGAUUUCCAACUAUCGUAUGAUGCAUACAGCAUACCCCCACAAGUUGUAUGAACUAUGAAGUUUAGUUUAAAACUUAAGCAGCAUCAUUUUCUCACGAUUCGAAGAAAUAGCCAGAUUUCAUCAGCAUUCUCAACACCUAUCUAGCUUAUGCAUUCAGUCAUCUUCAGCCACGCUUUUCGUUCGAAGAAGAUCCAAGGAAAUUUCCAACUUUUCGAACGUUAUGAGAAAAACCAUCUUCAAAUGUUUCCCACCAUCUUACAAUUACAUCCGUGCGGUUCUCCCUCCUAUGUUACAUUUCUCUGUCUCUAUGACCACGCAGCCUUUACCUGACCCAUCAAGUGUUACCAACCUGCUCGAUGAAUUCACGAAGUUCUGCUAUCAGAGAGACCUUCGAAGGGCCAUAAGCGCCAUGAAUUUGAUGCAGAAGCACGGAAUUUGGGCCGACUCCAUUACAUAUUCUGAACUCAUCAAGUGUUGCAUAGCGCAUGGUGACGUUGAACAAGGCAAGCUCGUUCACAAGCAUGUUUUUUCAAAUGGGUACGAGCCCCAAACGUUCUUAACUAACGUUUUGAUCAAUAUGUAUGUUAAAUUCAAUCUCUUGGACCAGGCACGGGAGUUAUUCGAUAAAAUGCCCGAAAAGAACGUUGUUUCAUGGUCGACCAUGAUUUCGGCUUAUUCUAAUAAUAAUAUCAAAGAAGAAGCCUUGAAUUUCUUGAUCCUAAUGCUAAGAGACGGCGUGAGACCAAAUAUGUUCACUUUAUCUUCUGUUCUCAGAGCUUGUGAUGGGUUGCCGACCCUUCAACAGCUCCACUGUAGUAUAAUUAAGGUUGGUUUAGAUUCUGAUGUCUUUGUUCGUAGUGCCUUGAUUGACAUUUACUCUAAAUGGGGCGAAGAGUAUAGUGGACUUCGUGUCUUCAAUGAGAUGGUUACUGGGGACUUGGUUGUUUGGAACUCGAUUAUUGGUGGCUUUGCUCAGAAUGGAAAUGGAGAUGAAGCUAUGAAUCUCUUCAGGAGCAUGAAGAGGGCUGGUUUUCCAUCAAAUCAGGCUACACUAACUAGUGUUUUGAGGGCCUGUACAGGUCUGGUACUGUUAGAAUUGGGAAGGCAAGUUCACGCCCAUGUACUAAAGUUCAAGAGAGAUCUGAUCCUGAAUAAUGCACUCCUCGAUAUGUAUUGCAAGUGUGGGAGCUUAGAGGAUGCAAGGUCCUAUUUUGAUGGCAUGUCAGAGAGAGAUGUGAUCUCGUGGAGCACAAUGAUUGCAGGUUUGGCCCAGAACGGCCACAGCCGAGAAGCACUUGAUUUAUUUGAGUUGAUGAAGGCUUCUGGAGAAAAGCCUAACUAUAUUACAAUUUUAGGUGUUCUUUUUGCCUGUAGCCAUGCUGGGUUGGUCGAAGAUGGGUGGUACUACUUUCAGUCAAUGAACAGGAUUUAUGGGAUUGAACCCGGAAGAGAGCACUAUGGUUGUAUUGUUGAUCUUCUUGGCAGGGCAGGGAAGCUUGAUGAAGCUGUUAAGUUCAUCCACAAAAUGGAAUGUGAACCGGAUGUGAUAGUCUGGAGGACUCUACUUAGUGCAUGCAGAGCCAACCGAAAUGUAGAUCUGGCAAUCUAUGCAGCAAAGCAAAUUCUGAAAUUGGAACCCCAAGAUGAAGGAACUUAUAUACUCUUAUCUAAUAUCUAUGCUAAUUCACAGAGAUGGGAAGAUGUUGCAGAUGUAAGGAAAAUAAUGAGAAACAGAGGAGUGAGGAAAAAUCCAGGGUGUAGCUGGAUUGAAGUUGAUAAGCAGGUUCACACCUUUGUUUUGGGGGAUAAAUCACACCCACAAAUAGAUAAGAUUGUUGCAGAGAUAAACAGGUUGAUACAAAGAAUAAUGGAGGUGGGUUACAUCCCAGACACUAAUUUUGUAAUGCAGGAUCUUGAGGGAGAACAGAAGGAAGACUCCCUCCGUUACCAUAGUGAGAAAUUGGCUAUUGCGUUUGGUCUGAUGAGGGUAGCAAGUGAAAAACCUGUUAGGAUCAUGAAGAACCUCAGAAUCUGUGGUGAUUGCCAUGCCUUUGCAAAACUUGUCAGCAAGGUUUCACAACGGCAUAUUGUUAUUAGGGAUCCCAUCCGGUAUCACCAUUUUAAAGAUGGGCAUUGCUCUUGUGGGGAUUAUUGGUAGGGAAGAUGCAGAAGUGCAUGAUAUCUCUUGAUAAUUCAGUUGGACAAGUAUACGAGUAUGGGUGCCCAACCACAGAAGCAAAGGAUGGGUCAUGGUAGCUGCAGAAUUGGAUGCUGGUCUGAGCUUUAUUUGAUCCUCCAGUCUGUAAAUUAUUUGGGGAAGAACUUCUGAGCAAGCAUAAAAAGUAAAAGUCUCAAUAGGUAGCAAGCAUAGAAUAAUUGACAGAGAAGUUCACCAGUUUGUCAUCACUUAAUGUCAUUAAGAGAGAUUCAAUUUAAUUUCAUGGCCAUGAUGUGUGAUGGGUUCAAUUCAUAGUUAGAUAAUUGCUACCUGAAGAUGCAGGAUGGUGAUUGGGUGACCAACAUCAAGGAGAUUAACUAACAACUGAAUUGGACAUGUCAAGAGAUGGAUAUCCUAUUUUGCCUUACUGAUUUUUGUCUAAUAAACUAGACCUGAAGGCAAUUUGACCUGAAAUCAAAUAUAAGCUUUUAUGAGAUGAUUUGAACAGAAAACUAAGUUCACUGACCACUCUGAGGUAUAAGAGACUUUGACCUUUUCUAUCGCUUCUGACAUAAAUUAUCAAGUUGUGUAUGCCUCACCAACCAUUCUACACGAGAAGUUUAUUCUGCCAUAGAAAAUGUUUACUUACGAAUAAUAUAGAUUUUGCUUGUAUCAGACAAAAGUUACAACUUAUACUGUU